AUGACAACAAACAAUGCUAAUGCGUACAAUCAAGAAGAAGAAGAACAGGAUGAAACUUUGCAAAAUUUUGAUAAAAUGCCAAUUGAUCUUCCAUGGAAUAUUAAAGAGAAAAGUAACGUCAAUGAAAAAUUGGAUGAAAUAGAAAAACAAAAUUUAUCAAGAAAAAUGAGUCAAUUAUCAACUAGUGCAACACAUGAAAAAAAUCCUAUCAAGAUAAUGAAAGAAAUCAAAGAUCAACUAGAAAUAAUUCCAAAUUAUUUAACAAAACAAAAUAUAUCUUUCAAAGAACUUAUGCAUCAAGUCUUAUCGUCGAUAAUAACAACAACAGAAAAAUUAAAUAAUAAUAUGGAUGAAUUAAGAAAAAUAGCUAUUUUACUUUAUAAAAUUAUGGUUAUUCAAACUUAUCAAUAUUUAUGGAAAACUUAUUUAAAAUCUGGUACAGGACAAUUGAUUAUUCCAUAUGAAACAAAACAAAAGCUAUCCUAUCCGACAACUUUAUCAAUAUGGCCAAAAGAAAUAAAAACCAUUGUAUUAUCAAACAAGAAAGAUAAAACAAAUGAAAAUGAAAUUUGUUUAAAAUUUGUCAAUGAUCAACUAAAUGAAUUGCAACGUCAAUUAAAACAGUAUCAACAAGAAUUGAAUAUUAAAGCAAAUAAUUUUCAAGGUUAUACAAUAUCAAUUCAAGAAAAGCUUAUGACAUAUAUUGAACCAAAUCUUAAUUCUUCAUUAAGUAAAAAAAUUGAACAUCAAGUUGAACUGAUUCAUUAUGAUUAUCAUAUUCAAGCAUUGGAAUUAGAAUAUUUUCAACAUAAACCAAAUGAAUAUCAAAAACAACUAAUGAAACAAAUUUGUCAAAGUAAAUAUGAACAAGAAACAUCAGAACAGGAAUAUGAAUUUUUAAACCAACAAAUUGCCUAUUACAAUUUACCAAGUCAAUCAUUUGAAUCCUCAACAAUAUCUCAUCAUCCGUCCAUUGAUUCUAUUCAAAAUUUAACCAUUCGAGAAGCAUUAAUGAAACAAUUUAAAGAAGUUGCUAUACAAUCGAGAAUUGCUUUAUUUAAUUUGUAUCUAGAAUCAGCUGAAGAUCAACGAGAAGAAUAUAAAAAGAAACAUGAAGCUAAUGUAAUGAAAAUAAAUGCAUCUCAACAUACAUCGAAUAAUAAUGAAAAAUUAUCUUCAACAUUCGUACAACUUAUUAAUGAACGUUGUAAUCAAAUUGGUGAACGUAUUCAAUCUAUCUAUAAAUUUAAAUUAGAAAAUUUUCUUUCGAAAUCAAACUUAUAA
Rotaria socialis is the source of this 1284-nucleotide messenger RNA. Lineage: Eukaryota; Metazoa; Rotifera; Eurotatoria; Philodinida; Philodinidae. The record is from the annotation of a GenBank genome assembly.